Messenger RNA from Neomonachus schauinslandi (Hawaiian monk seal), 1338 nucleotides. Its product is annotated as polyadenylate-binding protein-interacting protein 1-like. NCBI's taxonomy places the organism in Eukaryota, Metazoa, Chordata, Mammalia, Carnivora, Phocidae. The transcript has a single exon. The record is from RefSeq and is a predicted model, not a curated record. Gene Ontology annotation, biological process: regulation of translational initiation. Gene Ontology annotation, molecular function: RNA binding; translation activator activity; protein binding. The coding region runs from base 112 to 1215 and encodes 367 amino acids.
UCUCUCCUGAGAACCACCGCGUAGGUCGGGCCCGCCUGGGAACAAACGAGGCCCCUGAGAGCUCCACCUAGUUCACAGGAUAAUAUCCCACAGCAGAACUUGGAGUCAGCAAUGGCUAAACCCCAGGUGGUUGUAGCUCCUGUGUUAAUGUCUAAACUGUCUGCGAAUGCUCCUGAAUUUUACCCAUCAGGUUAUUCUUCUAAUUAUACAGAAUCCUAUGAAGAUGGUUGUGAGGAUUAUCCUACUCUAUCAGAAUAUGUUCAGGAUUUUUUGAAUCAUCUUACAGAGCAGCCUGGCAGUUUUGAAACUGAAAUUGAACAGUUUGCAGAGACCCUGAAUGGCUGGGUUACAACAGAUGAUGCUUUGCAAGAACUUGUAGAACUCAUCUAUCAACAGGCCACAUCUAUCCCAAAUUUCUCUUACAUGGGAGCUCGCCUGUGUAAUUACCUGUCCCAUCAUCUGACAAUUAGCCCACAGAGCGGCAACUUUCGUCAGUUGCUGCUUCAAAGAUGUCGGACUGAAUAUGAAGUUAAAGAUCAAGCUGCAAAAGGUGACGAAGUGACUCGGAAACGAUUCCACGCAUUUGUUCUCUUCCUGGGGGAGCUCUAUCUUAACCUGGAGAUCAAGGGAACAAAUGGACAGGUUACAAGAGCAGAUAUUCUUCAGGUUGGUCUUCGGGAGUUGCUGAAUGCUCUCUUUUCUAAUCCUAUGGAUGACAACUUAAUUUGUGCAGUAAAAUUACUGAAGUUGACAGGGUCAGUUUUGGAAGAUGCCUGGAAGGAGAAAGGAAAGACUGAUAUGGAAGAAAUCAUUCAGAGAAUUGAGAAUGUUGUCCUAGAUGCAAAUUGCAGCAGAGAUGGGAAACAGAUGCUCUUGAAGCUUGUUGCUCUCCGGUCAAGUAACUGGGGUAGAGUCCACGCAACUUCAACGUACAGAGAAGCAACACCUGAAAAUGACCCUAAUUAUUUUAUGAAUGAACCAACAUUUUAUACCUCUGAUGGUGUUCCUUUCACUACGGCCGACCCAGAUUACCAAGAGAAAUAUCAAGAGUUACUUGAAAGAGAAGACUUUUUUCCAGAUUAUGAAGAAAAUGGGACAGAUUUAUCAGGGGCUGGUGAUCCAUACUUGGAUGAUAUUGAUGAUGAGAUGGACCCAGAGAUAGAAGAAGCUUAUGAAAAGUUUUGUUUGGAAUCAGAGCGUAAGCGAAAACAGUAAAGCUAAAUUUCAACAUAACAGUUUUAUAAAGCAGUUUAGGUUAUGGUGAUUUAGCAGAACACAGGAAAACAGGAAAAUGUGUCACACUUAUACCAAAUUAAGGAUGUUGAGUUAUGUUACUAA